AACAAAUUUUGAAAUUUAACCAGCGGUUUCGCUCGGGCUCUUUGGGCACUCACUACUGUGAGGGCACUGCCGCACGGGCAUCAUACGGAGACACUCUGAUUCCAUUCAUGACUGUUGCUCCGUUCGUUUUCCAUUCUUUCUUCUUGUCUUCAUCAUAGUGUAACGGAGGCUCUGGCUAUAUCGUGAUUGCUCAGUUCAAAAAUUGGUGCGGGGACUUUGAGUUGAUUUCUUCAAGUACCAGCCGCAACUUCUGCAAUCUGCAGUAUCAACACUUGAAAUCUUCAUUCCCACACGUUGUGAUGGGAGUAAAGACUGCCAGCAGCCACCCGUUCUCCAUUUUGCCCCGGCUUGGUUUUCCUCCCAGUCACAAAACGGAGUCUUCAUCUCGUUCUCCCCGUGUCGACAAGCCAGAAGAAGAUUGGUAUAUUCCCUACAAUGGUCCGUUAGAACCGCCCAAGAGUGUCUCAUUGGCCAAGCAAGAUAUCGUGAGACACCCCGUUAACCAGGACGACGUGAAUACGCAUCUGGAAGACUCUCAACUACUGUACCGCUACCGGGACAUGUCCGUGAACGAUGCCAAACCAUUGGGGCUAGGCCCACCACCUGUACAAUUAGCUGGGUACCCCAGAACCAGAAUUCACUCUGACCUCACGAGGCGCACCGCGAGUUCGUCAAGUGCCAUCGACCCGACACGGCCGCAUCCUCGAUGGCACCAGACAAGUGCACCGCGCUUGCAAAUUCUUACUCAUACUAGCAUGGACGCUGGCGUAGGCGAAUCACCCAUGCCUGCGCAACGCAUUGGAAUAUCGAACCCCCGGAAAAAAAUGAGUCGGUUCUUCGGGUUCGGGUCUAGUAAAAAGCCAAAAGGACAAUCAAUCAGUACACCUGUAUCUCCUAUUAGUCGGACCAACGUGCCGGGAGCAUGGCUUCCCAGUUCCACCCAACACAGUACAAUCCAGGACAACGUUAAUUUUGCGACACCUCCCAAUUCUAGUCCCGACAAGGGCAAUCGCUUUGACUCACACUACUCCACACUACCACGACCAUCCCAAAGAAGUCAUACCCAUCACCACCGGCCACGGAUUGACACUGUGGAUCUCUCUUCAUCCAAGCAGUUUUCUGCUCGGCAUGUUGACUUUCAUGGAAAACCCGACCAGGACUCUUUACUUUCCUCCCCGGCCACAAACUAUGAUUCUCCAACUAUCUUCAUGGCUCACUCGAGUCACCCCUAUGCAAACACAUCCUCCUCUGUUUCCGUUUCCGCUCUUCGACCCGGUAUCUCUCAGCAAUCUCAUCAAGGACAUCAACAACUAGAUUCAAGCGCAUAUAAUACUCAAUUCUCGCACAAUCAAACUCGCCGUAGUCGAGCACUCACCUAUGCGAUCGACCCUCGCAGUCAUCGUGCUGUCGCAUUGGACAAACACGCACGUCUCUUGGCAUCACCACUGAAACCCUCUGUCUCCACCCCGAACCUUUCCGCCACAUCACACGGCAAGCAGCCUUCGCAACAGAGCACAAAAUCAACGCCACCAGUAUCAGGUGUCGAUCGCUGGCUAUCCCCCGAGACAUGGUGUGACGCGUUAUUCUUUCCACGUCCGCGCCUGAGGUCUGAGCGCGCACAUGGGCAAUAUGGAGGAAGUAGCGGACGAAUCGUCAGUCCACCAAUCACGCCUGUCGCUGAGGGCGCAUCACCGCGCCUCAGUCCUGCUCUGCGUGGCGGGAGACCACAAGUGUCGUCAGCUACACAUGAUGUACGGAAGGAACACCAUGUUUUGUUGAAAUCCAGGUCGGCCGUUGAUAUUCUGUCUGGCCCCUCUAUAUCUGGCAGACCUCGUACUGCGUCCACGCCUCAACAACGCCCAGAUCCAGACCCAGACCCAGUUCGGAACACAAGCCCCAAGGAAGAGGAAUCUGUACCGGGCCCAUCGACUGCGCAACAGGAACUCCGUCCGUCAGCCUCUGUGCCAUCGUUGACCCAGUAAGCUACAUUUUUUGUAGGUAGUUAUCUAGUAACCAAGUACUCCUGCAGAGUUCUUGAAGAAGGCGAGGUCCUAGAAGCACAACGAAAACGGUGGCAACACCAGGCCUCGCAUUCUUUUGGGAACAGCCG
Suillus clintonianus is the source of this 2110-nucleotide messenger RNA. RefSeq lists its product as uncharacterized. The record is from RefSeq and is a predicted model, not a curated record. Lineage: Eukaryota; Fungi; Basidiomycota; Agaricomycetes; Boletales; Suillaceae. The transcript is spliced from 3 exons. The coding region runs from base 300 to 1982 and encodes 560 amino acids.